AUGAGCUUAGAUGACUCAGACAAUAACAGCACCGCCGACUAUCCCAGCUCGUCAGAAGGCGAAAAUCUAUUCGACGACUUAGAAAGCUUCACAGAAUUUGCCAGCCGUGAGCGACGAGAGUACCCAUACGGCACAUUCAACGGCACUAAUACCGAUUUACCGUGGCGAAAUAACCUCGACUGGUCACAAUCCAACGUGUGUGACUGGGCUCAUAUUGCGGUCGUAACUAUAUUCCUCGCUGGGUUCCUGGCGUUGUGGUUUUGGAGUAUCUAUUUGGGCGAGGGGGGUAUUUGUCGGUAA
This is a messenger RNA of Pseudomassariella vexata, 300 nucleotides long. RefSeq lists its product as uncharacterized. The transcript is spliced from 2 exons. NCBI's taxonomy places the organism in Eukaryota, Fungi, Ascomycota, Sordariomycetes, Amphisphaeriales, Pseudomassariaceae. Bases 1 to 300 code for a protein of 99 amino acids. The record is from RefSeq and is a predicted model, not a curated record.